Molecule: messenger RNA, 1155 nt
Organism: Necator americanus (New World hookworm)
Lineage: Eukaryota; Metazoa; Nematoda; Chromadorea; Rhabditida; Ancylostomatidae
Exons: 13
Coding region: 1-1155 (384 amino acids)
Biological process (GO): biosynthetic process
Cellular component (GO): endomembrane system
Molecular function (GO): strictosidine synthase activity; hydrolase activity
Source: RefSeq, a predicted model, not a curated record
AUGUGUCUCAAAGUCAGUCAGCUCUUUUUCUAUGGAGGAUUAGGCCUACUUAUAUCGUGGGUAGCGUUAGUUUAUCGCUACAACGAUCCAAGCACAAGGACCACACAGCUGUAUGAAUUACCUCUUCGUCCCGUUCUUGAAGGGCCGACAGCAGUUAAUGAGAAACUGCAGAAUGUUGAGUACAUAUUAAAGGGCAAAAUUGAAGGGCCAGAGUCACUGGUUGUUGAGGGAGACUCUAUAUACACUGGCCUGUACGAUGGAAGAGUUGUCCACAUUAAAAACGGGAAAAUUGUGAAGGAGGUACGAUUCACAAAGCAAACGAAAUGUGGAUCCUUCGAAACGGAACCUUUAUGUGGUCGUCCGCUUGGAAUUCGUCGUCUUAACAAGAAAGAAUUCGUAGUUGCCGAUGCUUAUCUAGGAAUUUUCGUUGUGGAUUUGAAGGCUGGUACUUUCCGACAUCUUGUUAAGAGUAACAUACCUAUUGAGGGGCGCUAUAUGAAAUUUGUUAACGAUGUGGAGGUGCUUGAUGAAGAUACAAUCGUCUUCACGGAUAGCUCAUCCAGAUGGGAUCGACGCCACGUUCUUCAUAUUAUCCUUGAACAUGAGGCCACUGGAAGAAUAUUCAAACACAAAAUCUCUACCGGAGAAACGACAGUGCUCGUGGAUAACUUAUUCCUUCCGAAUGGAAUCCAGCUGCAUCCCGAUGGCAGAUCAAUAUUGUUCGCUGAAUGUAACAUGGCUAGAAUCGGCCGAUUGAAUCUUGAAACAAACGAAGUGACUCCGUUUGCUCUCAAUUUGCCAGGUCUGCCGGAUAACAUCCGUCCAGGAGCGGACAGCACACUUUGGGUAGGAAUGGCUGGUGUUCGUCAUUCGGGUGCCCCAUCAAUGAUUGACGCGGCUGGUCCGUACCCACUACUGAGACAAAUUUUCAUGGAUUUCAUACCUGAGAGCUGGUGGAUCAAAUACGUGCAUAUGGUCCGACCACGUCAUGCAAUGGUUAUUCAACUGAAUGCUGAUGGAGAAAUUGUGCAAUCGCUGCACGACACUAAAGGAGCAAAUAUUCAAGAUGUAUCGCAGGUCUCACAAGAAGGUGAUUAUCUCUACUUCGGCAGUUUUCAUAAUAAAUACAUUGCUCGACUAUAUAUAGGGAAGUAA